Messenger RNA from Pectinophora gossypiella (pink bollworm), 696 nucleotides. RefSeq lists its product as uncharacterized. Lineage: Eukaryota; Metazoa; Arthropoda; Insecta; Lepidoptera; Gelechiidae. The transcript has a single exon. The record is from RefSeq and is a predicted model, not a curated record. Bases 1 to 696 code for a protein of 231 amino acids.
AUGGCCAUCAGGGUGAUACGGGGCUACCGGACGAUUUCCUGCGAGGCGGCGCGGGUGCUGGCUGGAUCUCUACCCUGGGACCUGGAUGCGAGAGCCCUCUCAUCAAUAUACUUUUGGCGGGAGGAGGCGCAUGGCCGGGGUGACACGCCAGCACCACGCGAGGUGGAAGCGCAGCGGGAGGAAAUACUCCGCCUGUUGCUACUGGAGUGGGAGGAAAGGCUGGCACAGCCUAGUGCGGGCCUGAGAACCAUUCAGGCAGUUCGUCCAGUCCUCCGACAGUGGUUGGACCGGCGACACGGGGUGAUGACCUUCCGGCUCACUCAGAUCCUCUCGGGACAUGGCUGUUUUGGGAGGUAUCUGCAUGUUGUAGCCGGAAGAGAGCCGACCGCCGAGUGUCAUCACUGCGACGGCUGCCCAGAAGACACGGCCCAGCACACGCUUGAGGCGUGCCCAGCCUGGGCGACAGAGCGCCAAGAACUUGGUGCCGUUGUGGGGCGCGACCUUUCGCUGCCUGCUGUGGUCCAGGCCAUGGUUGACAGCGAGAGGUCGUGGAAGGCGGUUCUCACAUUCUGUGAAACCGUCCUUCGAUCCAAAGAGGAUGCGGAGCGGGAAAGGGAGGCUACUGCCACCGACCCUGCACGUCGCAGGAGACCCGGGCGGAGACGGCGGGCGGAUGUCGGCCGUCUUCCGCCCUAA